Molecule: messenger RNA, 1540 nt
Organism: Macrosteles quadrilineatus (aster leafhopper)
Lineage: Eukaryota; Metazoa; Arthropoda; Insecta; Hemiptera; Cicadellidae
Gene: Nap1
Product: nucleosome assembly protein 1-like 1
Exons: 9
Coding region: 132-1319 (395 amino acids)
Biological process (GO): nucleosome assembly
Cellular component (GO): nucleus; chromatin
Molecular function (GO): histone binding; chromatin binding
Source: RefSeq, a predicted model, not a curated record
CUGUUGCCACCGCCGCCGCCCGCCACCCUGGUUGGUUGUUGGUUGGCCUGGUUAGUAUUUUUCAUUGCGUCUUCCUCCUUCAACGUCCAUUUUUCUUCCCUUAGUUCCUACACUUCGGUUCGGCACAAGCAAUGGCAGCAGAACCUGAGAGAGUUGGUGAUGCCUCAGAUGAAGUAGAGGACAUGGAAGACGAAGAGGAAACCGGAGCUGACAUCAGCUCUGCAAUACUUCGACGUCCUGAUCUGUUGGCAGCCCUGCAAGGACAGCUGCAUCAGGAGAUGUUGCAGAAUCUUCCUGCUCCCGUCAAACGUAGAAUUAAAGCUUUAAAAAAGCUGCAGCUAGAAGCAACACACAUAGAGGCAAAAUUUUAUGAAGAAGUCCAUGAAUUAGAAUGCAAAUAUCAUCAGUUGUACACUCCACUGUACAAAAAGAGGUCCACAGUGGUCCAAGGCCUGUACGAACCUAAUGAUGAGGAAUGCGACUUUCCCUCCGAUGAAGAGACAGAGGAGGACUUGAGCAACGAAAUCAAAACCAAAGUCAAGAUUGAGGACGUUACGGAGACCAAGGAACCAGCCACUGAAGAAGAAAAGAACAAGGCUAACGCCAACGGUAUCCCGGACUUCUGGUUGACCAUCUUCAAGAAUGUUGCUAUUCUUUCGGAAAUGGUUCAAGAACACGAUGAGCCGAUCCUCAAACAUCUGAUUGACGUAAAAGUCAAUCUCCUCAAGGCAGACCCUAUGGGUUUUGUCCUCGAGUUUCACUUCUCUCCAAAUGAGUACUUCAACAACACGGUCCUGACCAAGGAGUACGAGAUGAAAUGUUCCCCAGAUGAAUCUGAUCCUUUCAGUUUUGAAGGUCCGGAGAUCUACAAAUGCAAGGGUUGCACAAUAGAUUGGAAAAAGAACAAGAACGUCACAGUAAAAACAAUCAAGAAGAAGCAGAAGCACAAGUCUCGAGGAUCCGUUCGAACCAUUACCAAGACCAUUCAGAAUGAUUCCUUCUUUAACUUCUUCAACCCACCAGUCAUGCCCGAAGAUCCCGAGGCUGAAGUAGACGAAGAUACUCAGUCCCUCCUUACCAGCGAUUUUGAGAUCGGCCACUACAUCAGGGAAAGAAUCGUUCCCAAGGCAGUUCUCUUCUUUACCGGUGAAGCGUUGGACGAUGACGAAGAGGAAGACUUUGAUGAAGAAGAAGAGGAAGAGGAAGAAGAAGAGGGAGAAGGCAGUGACGACGACCCUGAAUUCAACCCCAACAACCCUAGGCUACCUAAGACCAAGAAGAGCAAUGGAACCCAACCAGCCGAGUGCAAACAACAGUAACGUUAACCUCACAAGUGUAUCUAGCUCGUGAUAUUUAAAUUUUAGGAGUACUUGUUAACUUUUCAUACUUAAGAGAUGAGAUCACUUUUUGUUUCGAGAAUUAAUUGUUAUUGUUAAGCCUAUGUUUGUAACCGUUCCGCAUUGAUGUGCAACAUUAUCGUUUGCUUUUCCCGAACUAUACUAUUAUUUUUGGAAACAUAUAAAUAUAAAUCUUUUGUAAA